Molecule: messenger RNA, 1317 nt
Organism: Cordyceps fumosorosea ARSEF 2679
Lineage: Eukaryota; Fungi; Ascomycota; Sordariomycetes; Hypocreales; Cordycipitaceae
Product: Amidohydrolase 1
Exons: 1
Coding region: 1-1317 (438 amino acids)
Molecular function (GO): hydrolase activity, acting on carbon-nitrogen (but not peptide) bonds
Source: RefSeq, a predicted model, not a curated record
AUGUGCGACGCAGCCGCUUCACGCCCAGAUGGUGCUCCAUCAGCUGUCAAAACAGCCUUGCUGAUCCCCGGUCGCGGUGACCCCAUCAAAGACGCUAUCCUCGUCUACUCCUCUGGCAAGAUCGACUACGCCGGCCCGCUGUCCGACCUCCCCGCCUCCCUGGUCGCCCCCCCCGAGCGCACCGUCUCCGUGCCCGUGCUGCUCCCCGGCCUCUGGGACUGCCACGUGCACUACCUCGGCCACCUGGAGCAGAGCAUGGCCGGCAUGGCCGACCCGCACCCGUUCCUCUCCGGCACCCGCGCCGCCCACGACGUCGCCGCCACGCUCAACGCCGGCUUCACCAGCGUCCGCGAGACCGCCGGGUGGGGCGCCGAGCUCGCCGCCGAGAUCGCCGCCGGCCGCCUCCUCGGUCCCACCAUCUACUCCGUCUGCGCCGCCAUCUCCUGCACCGGCGGCCACGUCGACCAUCACCACAUGCCCGAGGCGCACUUUCGCGAGCUCGGCUGCCGCGGCCUGCCCCUCGUCGUCGCCGACGGCGUCCCCGAGUGCGUCAAGGCCGUCCGCCAGCAACUCCGCCGCGGCGCGCGCUGCAUCAAGAUCUGCACCAGCGGCGGCGUCUCCAGCGACCGGGACGACCCGCGCCACCAGCAGUUCUCGGACGAGGAGGUGCGCGCCAUGGUGGACGAGGCGACGCGCGCGCGCCGCGCCGUGGCCGCGCACGCCCACGGCAAGCCCGGCAUCCUGGCCGCCGUGCGCAACGGCGUCACCACCGUCGAGCACGGCGUGUACCUAGACGACGAGGCGAUCGCGCUGAUGAAGGAGCGCGGCACGAUCCUGGUGCCCACGCGGGCCAUCGUGGAGGACGGCCUAGCCACGGCAGAGUCGUGGUCGGCGCGCGCGUACGAGAAGCUGCAGGGCGUCGCUGUCCGACACGCGGAGUCGUACCGGGCGGCGGUGGCGGCCGGGGUGCGGAUCGCGAGCGGCUCCGAUUAUGGGAUCAGCAAGCGCGGGACACCGCUGAGCCACGGACACAACGGCAGGGAGCUGGAGCUGGCGGUGACGGUGGGCGGGAUGACGCCUCUGCAGGCGAUCGAGGCGGCGACGGCGACGGCGCCCGAGGUGCUCGGCCCGCAGGCGCCGAGGAGCGGGCUGCUGGCGCCGGGGUACGACGCCGACUUCAUCGCCGUGACGUCGGACCCGCUGGUUGACAUGGCCGUCAUCGCGGACCCGGACAACGUGACGCACGUCUGGCUUGCGGGGUCGCUGAAGAAGGCGCCGGGGAAGCCGAUCCUUGCUCUCAGCCGGACAAAGAACUAA